UUCUCUUAUCUUAGAUAUUUUGUUACUGUGAUGCACGAGCAGUUCAGCAAUUAACGACGUAAUGACUAAAGAUGUUGCAGUGAUAGGAUCUGGUGCAAGCGGACUGACCGCCAUCAAAUGUUGUGUGGAUGAGGGGCUACAUCCAGUAUGUUUCGAGCGAACAGAUCACAUAGGUGGCCUGUGGUAUUACACAGAAGAGGCCACCGAUGGUCAAGCUUGUGUGAUGAAAUCCACAAUCAUCAACACUAGUAAGGAGAUGAUGACGUACAGUGACUUCCCAAUACCCAAGGAAUACCCAGUCUACAUGCAUAACAAAUACGUACUCAAGUACUUUAACCAGUAUGCGGAAGAAUUUGACCUUAGAAAAUACAUUAAGUUCAAAACAGAGGUGGUAUCCGUUAGCAGGAGUUCAGAUUUCAAGACAUCUGGGCAAUGGAACAUUACAACAAAAGAUUUAACAACAGGAGAAACCAAAGAACACCUGUUUGAUGCUGUUAUGGUGUGCACUGGUCAUCAUGCUGACAAAAAUAUUCCAGACUUCCCCGGUUUGAAAGAUUUUGAAGGCAAGAUAAUUCACAGUCAUGAUUACAAACACACCAAAGGAUAUGAAGACAAAAGAAUCGUUCUUAUUGGGAUUGGAAACUCGGGAGUAGACGCUGCCGUGGAAUUAAGUCGUGUAGCAAGCCAGUUAUACUUGAGCACAAGAAGAGGAUCAUGGGUAUUUAAUCGUGUUGCAGAACAUGGCCUUCCAGGAGAUAUGACGGCUUUUAGGAGAUCUACAAGAGCUUUCGGUGCUGUGUUGAGUUUUUUUGGAGGGAACCUAAACGAUAUUAUAGCAAAGAGACUGAAUGAAAGAUUUGACCACGCCAAAUUCUCUCUGCAGCCAAAGCACCCCCCUUUAGCGCAGCAUCCGACCGUACACGACGAACUCCCUAACAGAAUCAUAAGCGGGACCAUCAUUAUUAAACCUAACAUCAGGAGAUUCACAAAAACAGGCGUGGAAUUCGAAGAUGGGACAUUUGAAGAUGAUAUUGAUGUGGUAUUUUUAGCAACAGGAUACAAAUUUGGGUUCCCAUUCAUAGAUAAAUCUAUUAUAGAAGUCAAAAAUAACAAAGUUGAACUCUAUAAAUUCAUGUUUCCUCCUGACUUGGAAAAACAUACACUGGCCUGUAUUGGAUUUAUACAGCCGCUUGGAGCAAUAAUGCCUAUUUCUGAACAGCAGAGUAGGCUCUUCACCAGAGUUGUCAAGGGAGACGUUCUUCUUCCAAGCAGACAAGAGAUGUGGGACAAUAUCCGGAUGAAAUUAGACGCCAUGCAGAAACAGUUUGUACAAAGUCCAAGGCACACUAUCCAAGUAGAUUAUAUAAACUUCAUGGACGAAUUGUCAAAACUGAAUGGAAAUUAUCCUUAUUUAGGAAAAUUAAUGCUGACUGAUCCCAAGCUCGCAGCAGUGGUAUUCUUCGGUCCAGUGACACCUUUUCAGUACAGAGUUAUGGGACCUGGGAAAUGGAGCGGUGCCCGAGAGGCUAUAUUAACUCAGAUGAAGAGAAUUGAUUACCCACUUGCCACCAGACCUCUCGGCUUCUCUGAGACAAACAGUCGAAAGAGCAGUUUCUGGAAAUUAUGUCUGAUUAUGUUAGCUAUAGCAAUGGUGUUUCAAUACUUAAUGAGAUCUUGAGCUUUUUUGUUCAAUUUGAAUUGUAUUUGGAUUUAAAUAUAUGGAAGACACAUUUUCAUCCAAUAGUGAUGAAAUCUGACGGAUUUAUGAUAUAUCAUGUUAAAAAAAUUCAAAAGGUUUUCUUUUUCUAUAUACACAUGUAUUUGCAAACAAUUGAAAUGAGUUAAAGAGAAUGAGAUCCUGUAUGCCUUUAAUUUUUAAAGCGAAGACAAAAUUACAAAAUUAUAGAUUUCUUGUGAUCUCAUGUGAUUUUCUUUUCAUUAUUUUGUUUUGAAAAAAACUUCUGUGACCGAUCAGGCUGAUCAUUUUUUCCACCUGAAUUCAGUACUUUGUCUUCUCCAUCACAAAUGAGAACAUUUUACAAAUAUUUAAUGUGGACAUUUUAAAUAAAACGAUCACUCUCAUGUCUCCUUAAGGUACUAAUUAUUGUAUAUCAUUCUAACUGUUGUUUAUAAUUUUAAAUGUUUAUUCGCUUGAUCAAUAAACACAGUAUCAGUCGACUCAA
This is a messenger RNA of Saccostrea echinata, 2183 nucleotides long. RefSeq names its product flavin-containing monooxygenase 5-like. The coding region runs from base 62 to 1678 and encodes 538 amino acids. The record is from RefSeq and is a predicted model, not a curated record. Lineage: Eukaryota; Metazoa; Mollusca; Bivalvia; Ostreida; Ostreidae. Gene Ontology annotation, molecular function: flavin adenine dinucleotide binding; NADP binding; N,N-dimethylaniline monooxygenase activity. The transcript is spliced from 9 exons.